Aureobasidium namibiae CBS 147.97 is the source of this 843-nucleotide messenger RNA. RefSeq lists its product as uncharacterized. The record is from RefSeq and is a predicted model, not a curated record. Bases 1 to 843 code for a protein of 280 amino acids. Lineage: Eukaryota; Fungi; Ascomycota; Dothideomycetes; Dothideales; Saccotheciaceae. The transcript has a single exon.
AUGUCCGAGAUCCAACAAGCUACCAACAAGACCCCAAAGAUGAACAGCAAGAGAAGGACCUGGGUCCGAGAAAGACGACAAGUCCAAGUCGGCAGAAGAAAUCUAGAGCAAUCCGAUCGAUGCGCAGAAGAAAAGACGAUCUCAGACGUACCAUCUCCGACUAGUGUUCAGCGCAGAGCAAGCGUGCAAGACUCUAGCACCAGCUCGACUCUCUUGACCCCUCCUACUGUAUCGGAGGAGUGGUCUACUAAGAGCUGCCCGCCUUCUGCCAUCCGCAUCGCUUUGAAUCCACCUGCUCUCGAGUCAACCAGUUCCGAGCCUGUCGAAGCCGCCGCGCAACUCAUUACUGCAAACACCACAGAGAUCGUCCCCCAGACAGCAAUGAGAGACGCAUCCGAGGUGAAAUCGACCGAUCCAAGCCACAUCACAGAACUUCCAGCCAGUGUCUCGCUCAGCACAAGCGAGCAUCAGACCUUUGCUACGCUGGCCAACCACAACUUCCACAUUCCGCUAUCCGCUUCGCUCAACACGUCUUCGCUUAUCCUCUUCAAACACGACACACCCUCUCUCGAGCGUUUUCGUUUGCUCCACAACCAGUUGUUCAUCGAGCUGGCCCGCGUAGUUGAGGAGCAGUUCCAGUCCCCUCCGUUUCCAGAGACCAAUGUCGAGGCAUACAGGCAGAGAGAAGACCUCAUGCUGGGUCUGUUGACUGAGGUUGUUCCUGCUUUGAACCAUCUUACUGAGACGAUCGGCAAGGAAGUCAAGUCGAGCAUCCAGAACCAUAAUGCAGGAUUGAGACUGUGGGUUGGAGAGAGGGACCAGAAGAAGGAGGAGAGCUCUUGA